AUGGGUGAAAAUUCAGGUAAAGAAACCCUUGCCUCGAGUACAAAGAAGGGUUUUUUCAAGAAGAAGAAAUUUCAUAUCCGACGGAAGAAACUGAAUGCAUAUGAUAUCUCUUCCCUCUCAGAGUUUCUGCCUGAGUUGAAGGAUUCACUAGAACUAACUCCCGCUGCAAAGUUCAAGCUAAUAUUGAAGGAAGGAAAGCGUCUGAGUGCACUUGUUAAUCAUCCUGCUUUCCAGGCGGAUCCGCUUGGUGCAAUUUAUCAAGACAUAAUAAGCACACAGCCUGCGGUGGAUGAGAAACCGAAUGAAAGGAACAAAUGUAGAAGCAAGAAGAGGAAUCAGAAGAAAUCUGAGGCUCCAGCCGGGCACCAAUCUAUGGAUUUUCAUCUAUCGACCUUGAACCGUGGAAUUUCAUCCAUCCACCUUUGA
Molecule: messenger RNA, 426 nt
Organism: Malus domestica (apple)
Lineage: Eukaryota; Viridiplantae; Streptophyta; Magnoliopsida; Rosales; Rosaceae
Source: RefSeq, a predicted model, not a curated record